Phragmites australis (common reed) is the source of this 2856-nucleotide messenger RNA. RefSeq names its product WD repeat-containing protein WDS homolog. The transcript has 5 exons. The record is from RefSeq and is a predicted model, not a curated record. Gene Ontology annotation, molecular function: protein binding. NCBI's taxonomy places the organism in Eukaryota, Viridiplantae, Streptophyta, Magnoliopsida, Poales, Poaceae. Bases 414 to 2009 code for a protein of 531 amino acids.
GGCCGUGGAGCACGCCAGCCAUGCAAUCCGUCCCCAAAUUUCCAGCUGAUUCUGCCCACAGAUCUGAAGAGGGGGAAAAACCAACAGCCCCACCGGAUCAUUUUUGAUUCUCAUUCAAAUCCACGCUGCCCCUUCCAAAAUCGCGUUAAUACCAUCAGGAAGUUUCGAUAAUUUUGAUCAUUUCGCUGCCGAGCCACCUAAAAAAUUGAUCUUUCUGUAGUCUCGCAUUAGCAUCUGAUCCAUCUUCUGAGCUAUAAAUCCAGGUUUUCUUCUCCUUUGAUCCGCCCUUUCCCCCCAAAUCCACGAUUCGUCCUCCAAACAUUGAUCUUUCCGCCUCCGAAGCCCAUAUUUUUCUUGGGUUUUGCCGUGAGCGGGGGCGCGAAAUCGCUCAAGCUGGCGACCCCGGCGCGCGCAUGGACCUGCUCGAGAGCUCUGUCCCCCACGCCGGCGAGGUCCAGGCGAGCCCGGCCCCUCGCCGUGGCGGCCUCGACGACCGGGAGGAGCUGGUGCGCAUCAUCGCGCACUCGCUGUACUCGCUCGGGUAUCGGAGGGCGGCGGCCGUGCUCGAGGCGGAGUCCGGCGUGCCGCUGUACCCGCCGGAGCACGACCGCCUGCUGCUCGACGUGAUGUCCGGCCGGUGGGACGCGUGCGUGGAGACGAUCCGCUCGGUCGCCGGCGUCGGCGACGCGGACCGCGCGGUCGCGGAGUUCUUGGUGUGGAGGGGCCACUACCUGGAGCUGCUGGGGACCGGCGACGCCGGUGUUCGGCUGGUGAGAGAGGUGCUCCGGCGCCGUAUUGCGCCGCUCGACGUUGACAGGAGGUGUGUGCACCGGCUGGCACGCGCCAUGGUCUCACGCGAGGGUGCGGUUGCGCCGGAGGCCGUGGUUGAGUGGAGGAUUGCUCUGUUCUUGGAUUUGAUUGAGGUGUUUCCACCAUGGUUCCAUUUGCCAAGUGGGCGGUUGGAACAUUUGGUGGAGAGUGCAGUGACUAAGCAGGUCGCAUCGUGUAUAUAUCACAAUUUGCCGGAUGAGAUCACUCUCUUUGAGGAUCAUAAGUGCCAUGAAGAGCAGAUCCCUUCCGAGUGUGCUCAGAUAUUAUGUGGCCAUAAUAAUGAAGUUUGGUUUGUAAGGUUCUCAAACAAUGGAAACUACCUGGCAUCAUCUUCAAGUGAUUGUACCGCCAUCAUUUGGAAGGUGGAAAAAGAUGAUACACUGAUCAAGAAACACUGCCUCGAGGGUCACCUAAAUCCAAUUUCCUAUGUCGCCUGGAGCCCAAACGACAGAAUGCUGCUCACUUGUGGUACUGGAGAUUAUUUGAAACUGUGGAACGUUGAUACUGGUGAAUGCAAUCUUAAAUUCAGAGGUUCAGUGGACUACAUCACUUCAUGUGCAUGGUUUCCUAAUUCGGAGAAAAUAGUAUGUACCAGCUCCGAGCCUGGAAGUUCUCCAAAUAGGAUCUUCACUUGUGACCUAGAAGGUCAAGAACUGGAAGUGUGGGCUGGAGAUAGAAUACCCAAAGUCAGUGAUAUUGCUGUGACACCUGAUGGCCAACAUCUAAUCUGUUUGUGUUGUAACGAAAUCUGGAUUCGAGAACUUCCAAAGGGGCCAGAAUGGAGAAUUCAUGAGGAGCAGACAAUUUCAUCUCUUUCUAUCUCUAGUGAUGGGCAGUCACUCAUUGUCAACCUUAGCAGCAAGGAAAUUCAUUUGUGGGAAAUCAAUGGAAGUUGUACUGUGCCAGAAAAAUUCAAGGGGCACAAGCAAGAAAAGUUUGUGAUUAGGUCUUGCUUUGGGGGAUCAAACUCCCUUUUCAUUGCUAGUGGCAGUGAGGAUUCACAGGUCUACAUUUGGAAAAGACAUCUCGAGACACCAAUAAAGGUCUUACACGGCCACUCGAUGAUUGUGAACUGUGUAAGCUGGAAUCCUGCCAGGCCCCAAAUGUUGGCUUCUGCCAGUGAUGAUCGGACAGUUCGAAUAUGGCUAGGGUGCAAAACUCGAAGUACACAUAGUUGAAGUACAAAUGUUUGUACCUUUCUGAAGGCUGUACGUGAGGGUGAAAGUCAAUGCCAAAAGUUCAAGGGGAGUUUCCCAAAAGAACAGGGAGAAAAGUGAAAGUCAAGCUGCAGGUUUCCAAGGCAGCCCUGCAUUUACAGGGGCAAAUAUGUACAAUAGCAAAGAAAACAGGGCAUUCGUUUUUUUUAUCACCGGUGAUCUUCGAUAGUAUUCUAUUUACCAGCUAGCUCAUAUGUAUAAACUCAAAACGAUACAUAUAUCAUCUUUAACAGUAAUUGUCAUUUUUUUAAGGAUAGCAACUAAGUAAUUAUCCUAAGAAAGCAAGAUCCUUUCUGUACCCUUGGCAGAUCAAAGGACCACGUGAUUCAAGUAUGCAACUGCCAACACGACAACGUCAGUGCUGGUGCUGCACUGCUAAAGCGGGCAUUUCUGUUGGCAGUUUGGCAUGUGUAUGCUGAAUGUUGACAGUACCUGCUAUCCAGUUUCAGCAACGGUGCUCUUGGAAUUAGAGAAUCAUGCGAUGAUUUGAUCAGAAAUAAAAAAAAGAGGAAUAAUUCAGGAUUUCUAACUAUGUCUUGAUGGCAUGUGGGGUCAGGAGCCACAUGUCAGUCAGAAAGAGUAACAGAUCUUGAAUUGCCACUCUACUUGAUGGCAUAUCUGAAAUCUCGCAAAAUAGAAGUGAUGUGAUUAUAUUAUUAGAAAUCAAGUGAUAUUCAUAUAAUCGUCGAGUAGUUACUCUGAACAAUUGUUUGAUCAAAUGGGUGUCCGUUUGGAGGGAUGUCUAACGGACACCCUUCCAACAUGUAUAAAUAUGUAACAAUCAUCAAUGAAAUAGAUAGUUUGAAUC